AUGUAUCAUAAAGUAUUGCAACCGAGGACUAUCAGAUAUGGAUUUCAGUUUAGGGGCAUUUCUAACAGAGCUGCCAAAAGCUUACAAUGGUCUUCAAUCUUAGAUCCUAAAACUAAUGAGAAUGUUGCCCUAUCACAACUAAAGAAAAAUAUAUCUAAGUUGGCUGAAAACAGCAACAGUAAUGUACUCAAUGCAGCAGCUAAUGCUAUCCUCGAGAAACUGUUCCAAGUUGCUGAGAAGAAGUUAAAAAUACAAAAAUGUUCAGUUAAGGACCUUCGUACGUUUAUACUACAGAGAAGGAUCAAUAAUAACGAUUUACAUUUGGCUCUCAAGGAGCUAACAAGUCAAAAGCUCCCAGUAAACGUAUCAGUACCUAAUAAGGUUUCCCAGAAUAUUGCUACUGACAUAAGGACAAAGAGGGACCAACUUUCGUUAGUCUUUCAUCCUCAUGAUGCCGAUCAUUUGGAGAGUAUCAUAAAAACAUUAUUACAAUAUAAUAUGUCUGAAGAGGAAUUGUAUCAGUUAGUGAACCUGAUCUUGAAAGAAAAGCCACUACUUAACACAGGUAAGGGUCUUGGUAAGAUGCCCCGAAACAGCAUCAACAUCAAUGAUUUAAAACACUAUUUAGACAAACUUCGAAACCAAGAAAACCAAAGAAAUGCAAUGAAAAAAAUAGAAAAGAAAAGAUACAAUUGGAUGCAAGCCAGAGAUGACCUAAAAUUUUCUAAUUCUGAGCUCCUUUUUCCAAAAGAGAAAAGACGUCGGGGUUUCGUUCAAAGAAUGAUACAACGAUACUCCACGCCACUUGGUGUUAGCGAAGCAAUAGCACAUACCAGGCUUAGUAAUGGCGAACCUAAGGACUUUAUGAUCUUCAAUAUCGGUGAUCAUUCGAAGACAGUAAAUUCUGUGAGAAUAAAUGACUCUAUCUUUAAUGUGAAUUACCAGGACUUGUAUGGGGUUAUAAAUUCUUCUAUUCUUCCGCCGGAUGAGACACUUUCAAUAAUUAAUGACUUGGCUACAGAAAAUUGGAAGCUUGUGGGUACCUUUUACGAUGAUAGUCAACAACUGAUAUUUCAGAGGAAAAAGGACCCUACAGAUCAGGAUAUGAAAUUUAACAAGAUAACAGUUUCUUGGGGAAUACUUGCAUUGGUAAUGCUCGCUGGAGGCUCAUACUAUUCAACCAGAAGACCUGCAACCGAGAAAACGUAG
Messenger RNA from Naumovozyma castellii, 1209 nucleotides. It is a transcript of the gene MRX4, whose product is annotated as Mrx4p. NCBI's taxonomy places the organism in Eukaryota, Fungi, Ascomycota, Saccharomycetes, Saccharomycetales, Saccharomycetaceae. The record is from RefSeq and is a predicted model, not a curated record. The transcript has a single exon. The coding region runs from base 1 to 1209 and encodes 402 amino acids.